AUGGAGGGACAACAUGUACGCGCUCGUAGACGGCAUUACAACAGAGAAGCUCUACGAGCCCACUCGGCACGUGCUGUUGGCUUUGAAAACAUCAAGAAGUUGUACGACUUUGCGAUUGAAAGGAAGCUUGCAUUUCAUAUACAUAUUGAAGAACAACCGAAAGAGAUCGAAGACUGUAUGCGAUUCCUCGGCGAGAGAAAGGGUCCAUCUGACAUUCUGCUCGAUAAUCUUGAAAUCGGUGAACUUUUCUCUGCUGUACAUGCAACCUAUACACCCCCGUCAAAUAUGAAGAAGUUCACGCAACUUGGUGCGAACGUGGUCAUUUGUCCAUGUACUGAAGGGUAUUUGGGAGAUGGUAUACCACAUGUGAUGGAUAACCAGAACAUAAGCUUCGGCACCGAUUGCAACAACCGUAUCAGUUUUCUCGAGGAGAUGCGAUGGGCCUGCUAUUCUCAACAGAUGCGUUACAAUUCCCGCAGUGUUGGCGGUCUGUCAGCAUCUCGUUUGUUGCACAAUGCCACCAUGGGAGGUGCUCGAUCACUUGCUAUCGAUAGUGUUACGGGAAGUAUAGAGAUCGGCAAACAACUGGACUUUGUCUCUUUUGACCUAAACUCUCCCGUUCUCGCCGGUCUCGAUGCUGAAACGUUGGUUGAUGGAAUAGUCUUCAGUUGCGGCAAUCGAGAGAUCAAUAAAGUUGUUGUCGCCGGAAUCACUCAGUUCUCUCAUUGA
This is a messenger RNA of Cooperia oncophora, 729 nucleotides long. The record is from the annotation of a GenBank genome assembly. NCBI's taxonomy places the organism in Eukaryota, Metazoa, Nematoda, Chromadorea, Rhabditida, Trichostrongylidae.